UUAACUCAGUCAACUUUUGCCUUACAAUUUAAAUUCGUUUCGACUGCAAACUAUGGAAAAUUUUGUUUUCCCAUUGAUGACAGAACUAUAAUAAUUGGAAAUCUUCAUCUCAAUUAAAUAUGUUGUGGAGUCUUGUAUUGUUUCUGCUUGCAUUUAGAUCAGUUUAUGGCUUUAAGUUCACCAUCGUUCACAAUAAUGACAUGCAUGCUCGCUAUGAUCCAAUGAGAGGUAAGAGUGAUAAGUGCUCCAAGGAGGAGAAUGCCAAGGGUUUAUGCUUUGGAGGAUUUGCAAGAGUAGCCACAGCUGUAGCCAAUGCUCGAGCAGAGGGACCAACGUUGUAUCUCAAUGCGGGAGAUACUUUCCAUGGCACCUUGUGGUAUCAGGUCUAUAAGGGCCAGUUGGCUGCGCAUUUAAUGAAUCUGCUCGAACCGGAUGCAGUGGCACUGGGUAAUCACGAGUUCGAUGACAACGUCACUGGAUUACUUCCCUUUGUGACCAUUGCCAAAUUUCCGAUUGUCUGUUGCAAUCUGGAUAUUCAAAAGGUUCCGGAGCUACAAAUAUUUCCGAACUUGGUACGGUCAACAGUAAUCACAAGGUUGGGCAGGGACAUUGGCAUUAUUGGCUACAUAACGCCGCUUACAAAAUACUACGUGCCAUAUAAUCAAGUUGAAUACCUCGAUGAGAUAGAGUCCAUUAAUCAAGAGGCAAGACUGCUAACCAAACAAGGUGUAGAUAUUAUAAUUGCAUUGGGACAUUCUGGAUACGAAAAGGAUCGCAUGAUAGCCUUAACAUGUCCGGAUGUUGAUGUCGUUAUCGGCGGACACUCGCACACAUUUCUUUAUAGCGGAACUCCGCCGGAUUACGAUAGGCCAGAGGGUCCAUAUCCCACUGUGAUAACUAGACGCAAUGGCCAGAAAGUACCUGUAGUUCAGGCUUAUGCCUUUACCAAAUACUUGGGCAGAAUUGAGCUGGAGUUUGAUGAUAUGGGCAAGUUAAUAAACUUCGAUGGUGCUCCUAUGCUGCUUGAUAAGUGGGUAUCGCAGGAUGCGAAUAUCACGAAUAUCUUGGAUAUUAAGAGAAAUAACAUUGAUUUGCUCGAAAAACAAUAUUCAGUAGAUCUAAUCGAAUUUAUGAAAUACAUUAAGUCCGGGAAUACUGAAAGCGAUGAAGACAUUUCCUUGUCAAAUGUAGACGCAGACAUAUUCUCUGUUGCAAAUUUGAUCAAAUUUGUAAAUCUAGCCAACCUAUUGGGAACGAUUGUAUUCAUAUUCAUAUUGUCUGCAGUGCGCUUGACUCACACACAUUUAGUACACGUAAUUUUUUUUUGUCGUAUAUUUCUAUUGCUUUGUAAACUGUUACCUUAUUUUAAUUUCGCCAUUUGCUUUAAAAAUACGCGAAAUAUUAAUAAUAAGCAGUGUCUUACAAAAAUGCUCUGCAGUUUUCUAUUAUGUUUGAUCUUUCUCGACCAAGGACGUGGUUUCAAGUUCAGUAUACUGCACAACAAUGAUAUGCAUGCUCGCUAUGAUCCGAUGAAGGGAAGCAGUGAGAAAUGCCCCAAAGGUGAUGAUGAGAAGGGUCUAUGCUUUGGAGGUUUCGCUCGAGUGGCCACGGUUGUAGAAAAAGCCCGUGCUGCGGGUCCGACGCUCUAUCUAAAUGCUGGUGAUACAUAUCAGGGCACGCCUUGGUAUACAUUCUAUAAGGGCGAGUUUGCAGCUGAGAUGAUGAAUAUGCUGAAUCCAGAUGCAAUGUCGCUGGGUAAUCACGAGUUUGACGACAAUGUCGAUGGACUGUUGCCGUUUCUGAAUCUCGUUAAAUUUCCCAUAGUCUGCUGCAAUUUGGACUUGCGAAAAGUGCCUUCAAUGCAAAAUAUCAAGAGUCUGACUAAAUCCAUAGUCAUUCGGAAAUUGGAGAAAGCCAUUGGCAUCAUAGGCUAUUUAACGCCCGAAACGAAAAAUCUGGUUACAGCCAACGAUGUGGAGUAUUUCGAUGAAAUUGAUUGCAUUAAUUCGGAGGCGAAAAAACUUGUCGAGCAGGGAGUUAAUAUUAUCAUAGCACUUGGACAUUCCGGUUAUAAUAGGGAUCAGGAAAUCGCCAAGAAAUGUCCUGAAGUCGACCUUGUCAUUGGAGGACAUUCGCACACGUUCCUCUACACCGGUGCGCCGCCUGCCAAGGAUAUGCCCGAGGGCAACUAUCCGACUAUUGUGAUCAACUCAGAUGGUCGAAAGGUGCCAGUCUUGCAAGCUUAUGCAUACUCCAAAUACUUGGGUGAAAUUCAUCUGGAGUUCGACAACGGAGGCAACCUCAUUAACUUUAGGGGCAAACCAAUUUUGUUGGACUCGUCGGUGCUCCUCGAUAGCAGUAUCAAGGCUGUAUUGGACGCAAAGAGGAAAAAAAUAGAUGAGCUUGAUGAACAGAUCGUUGGCAUAUCGAAAGUCUUUCUUAACGGCUCCACGUGCCGAAAGGCAGAAUGCAACUUUGGCAAUUUAAUUACCGACGCUAUGGUCUAUGGUCGUAUUGCUGAAGAUCAGGGCGGACUUUAUUUCACGGAUGCUGCAUUAGCAUUCUGCAAUGGCGGCGGAAUUCGUGCAUCCAUUGAUCCGGGACUAGAGGCAAUCGUAACCGGAGCCGAUGUCGCGACCGUGCUGCCCUUUGGGAAUACUCUGUCGGUGACCCGUGUCAAGGGUAUGAAUAUCAUCAAAUCGCUGGAACACUCGGCGUCGUUGCGUAACAUAGACUGGUCUGGGGGAUUUCUGCAGGUCUCUGGCUUGAAGAUCAUCAUUAACUACAAUCGACCCAAGGGAAAACGUGUCACAUCGUGCCAAGUGCUCUGCGCCGAUUGUGCAAUUCCCCAAUACCGGCCAUUGGAUAAGCACAAGUAUUAUGGGGUGAUUGUGCCCACUUUUAUAUUGAACGGCGGCGAUGGUCAUAAGUAUUUCAAGGAUCCAAAUGAGCAUAUCAGUGUUAUGCAAAUGAUUGAUCGUGACAACUUGGUGAAAUAUUUUCAAGAGCAUAAAGUGAUUUAUCCUUUUCUGGAGGAGCGCAUCAAAAUUGUGGAAAGGCAUCGCAAAUCAUGUGCUUCAUCACUACGUUCGAUAAUUUUGUACAUUUUCACAGUUUUGAAAAUACUUUUAACAAACUAAGAUAAAUAAACAUGCGCAAAGA
Molecule: messenger RNA, 3162 nt
Organism: Drosophila albomicans
Lineage: Eukaryota; Metazoa; Arthropoda; Insecta; Diptera; Drosophilidae
Product: protein 5NUC-like
Exons: 11
Coding region: 120-3140 (1006 amino acids)
Biological process (GO): AMP catabolic process
Cellular component (GO): plasma membrane
Molecular function (GO): nucleotide binding; hydrolase activity, acting on ester bonds; metal ion binding
Source: RefSeq, a predicted model, not a curated record